Molecule: messenger RNA, 3399 nt
Organism: Closterium sp. Naga37s-1
Lineage: Eukaryota; Viridiplantae; Streptophyta; Zygnematophyceae; Desmidiales; Closteriaceae
Source: the annotation of a GenBank genome assembly
AUGCUUCCCUGCCCACAUGCUUCCCUGCCCACAUGCUUCCCUGCCCACAUGCUUCCCUGCCCACAUGCUUCCCUGCCCACAUGCUUCCCUGCCCACAUGCUUCCCUGCCCCACAUGCUUCCCUGCCCACAUGCUUCCCUGCCCACAUGCUUCCCUGCCCACAUGCUUCCCUGCCCACAUGCUUCCCUGCCCACAUGCUUCCCUGCCCACAUGCUUCCCUGCCCACAUGCUUCCCUGCCCACAUGCUUCCCUGCCCACAUGCUUCCCUGCCCACAUGCUUCCCUGCCCACAUGCUUCCCUGCCCACAUGCUUCCCUGCCCACAUGCUUCCCUGCCCACAUGCUUCCCUGCCCACAUGCUUCCCUGCCCACAUGCUUCCCUGCCCACAUGCUUCCCUGCCCACAUGCUUCCCUGCCCACAUGCUUCCCUGCCCACAUGCUUCCCUGCCCACAUGCUUCCCUGCCCACAUGCUUCCCUGCCCACAUGCUUCCCUGCCCACAUGCUUCCCUGCCCACAUGCUUCCCUGCCCACAUGCUUCCCUGCCCACAUGCUUCCCUGCCCACAUGCUUCCCUGCCCACAUGCUUCCCUGCCCACAUGCUUCCCUGCCCACAUGCUUCCCUGCCCACAUGCUUCCCUGCCCACAUGCUUCCCUGCCCACAUGCUUCCCUGCCCACAUGCUUCCCUGCCCACAUGCUUCCCUGCCCACAUGCUUCCCUGCCCACAUGCUUCCCUGCCCACAUGCUUCCCUGCCCACAUGCUUCCCUGCCCACAUGCUUCCCUGCCCACAUGCUUCCCUGCCCACAUGCUUCCCUGCCCACAUGCUUCCCUGCCCACAUGCUUCCCUGCCCACAUGCUUCCCUGCCCACAUGCUUCCCUGCCCACAUGCUUCCCUGCCCACAUGCUUCCCUGCCCACAUGCUUCCCUGCCCACAUGCUUCCCUGCCCACAUGCUUCCCUGCCCACAUGCUUCCCUGCCCACAUGCUUCCCUGCCCACAUGCUUCCCUGCCCACAUGCUUCCCUGCCCACAUGCUUCCCUGCCCACAUGCUUCCCUGCCCACAUGCUUCCCUGCCCACAUGCUUCCCUGCCCACAUGCUUCCCUGCCCACAUGCUUCCCUGCCCACAUGCUUCCCUGCCCACAUGCUUCCCUGCCCACAUGCUUCCCUGCCCACAUGCUUCCCUGCCCACAUGCUUCCCUGCCCACAUGCUUCCCUGCCCACAUGCUUCCCUGCCCACAUGCUUCCCUGCCCACAUGCUUCCCUGCCCACAUGCUUCCCUGCCCACAUGCUUCCCUGCCCACAUGCUUCCCUGCUGCCCACAUGCUUCCCUGCCCACAUGCUUCCCUGCCCACAUGCUUCCCUGCCCACAUGCUUCCCUGCCCACAUGCUUCCCUGCCCACAUGCUUCCCUGCCCACAUGCUUCCCUGCCCACAUGCUUCCCUGCCCACAUGCUUCCCUGCCCACAUGCUUCCCUGCCCACAUGCUUCCCUGCCCACAUGCUUCCCUGCCCACAUGCUUCCCUGCCCACAUGCUUCCCCUGCCCACAUGCUUCCCUGCCCACAUGCUUCCCUGCCCACAUGCUUCCCUGCCCACAUGCUUCCCUGCCCACAUGCUUCCCUGCCCACAUGCUUCCCUGCCCACAUGCUUCCCUGCCCACAUGCUUCCCUGCCCACAUGCUUCCCUGCCCACAUGCUUCCCUGCCCACAUGCUUCCCUGCCCACAUGCUUCCCUGCCCACAUGCUAUGCUUCCCUGCCCACAUGCUUCCCUGCCCACAUGCUUCCCUGCCCACAUGCUUCCCUGCCCACAUGCUUCCCUGCCCACAUGCUUCCCUGCCCACAUGCUUCCCUGCCCACAUGCUUCCCUGCCCACAUGCUUCCCUGCCCACAUGCUUCCCUGCCCACAUGCUUCCCUGCCCACAUGCUUCCCUGCCCACAUGCUUCCCUGCCCACAUGCUUCCCUGCCCACAUGCUUCCCUGCCCACAUGCUUCCCUGCCCACAUGCUUCCCUGCCCACAUGCUUCCCUGCCCACAUGCUUCCCUGCCCACAUGCUUCCCUGCCCACAUGCUUCCCUGCCCACAUGCUUCCCUGCCCACAUGCUUCCCUGCCCACAUGCUUCCCUGCCCACAUGCUUCCCUGCCCACAUGCUUCCCUGCCCACAUGCUUCCCUGCCCACAUGCUUCCCUGCCCACAUGCUUCCCUGCCCACAUGCUUCCCUGCCCACAUGCUUCCCUGCCCACAUGCUUCCCUGCCCACAUGCUUCCCUGCCCACAUGCUUCCCUGCCCACAUGCUUCCCUGCCCACAUGCUUCCCUGCCCACAUGCUUCCCUGCCCACAUGCUUCCCUGCCCACAUGCUUCCCUGCCCACAUGCUUCCCUGCCCACAUGCUUCCCUGCCCACAUGCUUCCCUGCCCACAUGCUUCCCUGCCCACAUGCUUCCCUGCCCACAUGCUUCCCUGCCCACAUGCUUCCCUGCCCACAUGCUUCCCUGCCCACAUGCUUCCCUGCCCACAUGCUUCCCUGCCCACAUGCUUCCUGCCCACAUGCUUCCCUGCCCACAUGCUUCCCUGCCCACAUGCUUCCCUGCCCACAUGCUUCCCUGCCCACAUGCUUCCCUGCCCACAUGCUUCCCUGCCCACAUGCUUCCCUGCCCACAUGCUUCCCUGCCCACAUGCUUCCCUGCCCACAUGCUUCCCUGCCCACAUGCUUCCCUGCCCCCAUGCUUCCCUGCCCACAUGCUUCCCCUCAUGUUCUCCCGCUCAUGUUCUCCCCCUCAUGUUCUCCCCCUCAUGUUCUCCCCCUCAUGUUCUCCCCCUCAUGUUCUCCCCCUCAUGUUCUCCCCCUCAUGUUCUUCCCCUCAUGUGCCUGUCUUCUCAUGUUUCUCCCCCCCGGUACCCUCCUCUUCCCUUCCCACAUACGCCUUCCCCACUCCAGGACGUUUUCUACGAUGACUUGCGGCAGCCCGGUGCAGUGCGGUACAGCGCGGUGAUCCUCAAGUGGAACAGGGAGAAGCGGGCGGCAUGGUCGAUGCUGGACGAGAGGGAGCGCCGCCGCAACACCCCCCUCGCCCGCCUGCCCCUGCCCGCCCCCGUGCGCGGCAUGGCCAUGGGUGGCGGUGCAUGCAGGCAUGCCUUUCACAUCACUGACGUUCGCCUGCUGCACCCUCUCGACUCGCUCAACUCCACCAGAUGCCCCCUUCUCUCACCCUUGUCUCUCAAUUUAUUCCAUUUGCACUGCUCCACUCCCCCGUUCUUCCUUACUCCCACCAGGGUGCAUGCAAGCAUGCCUUUCGCAUCACUGACAUUCGCCUGUUACACUCACUCGACCCACUCAGCGCGGCCGAAUAUCCCCUUCUCUCACACGAGCCACGCUGCUACCUGCGCCGCUGCAGCGUGUGCGAUGUGA